Neocloeon triangulifer is the source of this 679-nucleotide messenger RNA. RefSeq lists its product as uncharacterized. The coding region runs from base 195 to 533 and encodes 112 amino acids. The record is from RefSeq and is a predicted model, not a curated record. Gene Ontology annotation, molecular function: glutathione disulfide oxidoreductase activity. The transcript is spliced from 4 exons. Gene Ontology annotation, cellular component: cytoplasm. Lineage: Eukaryota; Metazoa; Arthropoda; Insecta; Ephemeroptera; Baetidae. Gene Ontology annotation, biological process: cellular response to oxidative stress.
AAAACACGAGCCGUGGCACUUUUUGACGUUCGCUCUGCUUGACGACAAAUCGACAAAAAUCUGACACACGAAUUGCCACGCCCACAUCUUCCCAGCUGAUCGUGACAACACGAAUAAACCUUUCCUGUAGCAUUAUUUCGUUUUUCCUGAUAAGCUAAACGUGCACGCAGCUAGCCCCAGACCUGAAGUACAUAAUGGGCUUCCUUUUCAGUAAGCCCGAACCAGUUGACAUGAGCGGCCCAAUUGCCACCCUGGUCAAGGAACUGAUCGCCAGUGAUGUGGUCGUCAUAUUUUCCAAGACCUACUGUCCCUACUGCGUCAUGGCCAAAGAGGUCUUUGACAAGAUAAAUUUCAAGUACACCCCCAUCGAACUGGACAAAAGAGACGAUGGAGACAAAAUCCAGGACGUCCUCAACGAAAUGACCGGAGCUCGAUCAGUGCCUAGAGUUUUUGUGAAAGGCAAGUGCAUUGGUGGAGGCACCGACACCAAGGCCCUUUUCCAGAGUGGCGAACUUCAGACCAUGUUGAAGUGAAAAUUGGUCCAUUCUUGAACGCAUCUUAAGAUUUUCAAUUUUCUUUACUGUUCAUUUGUACCUUCUGUAUCUAUUAGCCAAGAUGUAGCUUUUUAAUAAUCAAGUUCUUUUCGAGCAAUAAAUUAAAUAUCAUUUUUUGCAACUGG